Molecule: messenger RNA, 196 nt
Organism: Racocetra persica
Lineage: Eukaryota; Fungi; Glomeromycota; Glomeromycetes; Diversisporales; Gigasporaceae
Source: the annotation of a GenBank genome assembly
CCUGUAGGAGGAUCACAAAUUUGUUACAUAGAAAAUGCUGAUCGAUAUUACUAUCUCAAUCUUACGGUUAGUACUCCUCAGGACCCACAAGCACUCGACACUUUGGUAUUUAGUGAUGACAAUGGCCACCAUGCAGAACUUAUAGGAGAUCCUUUAUGGGCUACUGACGUAACGUGUGGGAGAGAAGUGAAUGAUG